UACGGGAUUGGGUCUCUUUCGUCAUUCUGCAGGGACAGACCCGCGUUGGCAGAAAUGCCCAAACGGGGAAUCCACUCCACAUUUUGUGUUUCGCAUCCGGUAGGGCGCUGUGUCAUCCCCCUCCGGUCGGCACCCCUACGUCCUGCGCUACAGUGGUUCGCGCUGCGCUGACACGGUGCGGGCUGCGCUCUCACCUGGGGCUGCAGUUCAGCUGUGCGUGAUGGAGAGGCUGGGUUGCAAUCAUCUGCUGUCCGGCGCCCAGCCGGGCAGGAGAGUUGCGCUCCUGUCCGCGGCUUGCGGGGCCGGCGCGGUCCUUCUGCUGCUGAAGCGCAGGUGGCACCGCGGCGAGAGGGAGCUGAUCGCAAACGCCAGAGCAAGGAGGGACAGGUCACUGAAGAGUGCCGAAGAAGCGGUGGAGCAGUUUAAAAAAGAGCACCCCGGGACUGAGAGUGCUGUCAUCCUGUCCCUGCCUCUGGAGGAGCUGCGCAGGAGGCUGAGGGAGAAAGAGCUGAGCCCCGAGGCCGUGCUGUACACCUACACGGAAAAGGCUCUGCAGGUGACCAGGACGGUGAACUGUGCUACUGCCAUCCUGCCGGAGAGUCGAGAGCAGCUGGCCCAGACGGAGCAGCACAGGGACGGCCUGCUCUACGGGGUUCCCGUCAGUAUCAAAGAUAACGUCGGGAUCAAGGGCCACGACUCCACGUGUGGGACCGUGCAGAAGCUGGAGCACCCCGAGGUGCAGGACAGCGUGGUGGUGCAGGUGUUGAAGAAGCAGGGGGCCAUUCCCUUCGUGAAAACCAACGUGCCCCAGGGGCUGCUGAACUAUGACUGCAGCAAUCCCAUAUUUGAGCAGACCCUGAACCCCUGUAACCUGCACAAGACCCCCGGGGGAUCUUCGGGGGGAGAGGGGGCGCUGAUCGGCGCCGGGGGCUCCAUCCUGGGCCUGGGGACGGACAUCGGGGGGAGUAUUCGCAUCCCAUCAUCCUUCUGUGGCAUCUGCGGCUUCAAACCCACCUCUGGCCGGCUCAGCGCGCGAGGUCUCGCCAGCUGCUGCUAUGGACAGAAGUCAGUCCUGUCAUCAGUGGGCCCGAUGGCCCGGGACACGGACAGCCUGGCGCUGUGCAUGAGGGCCUUGCUGUGUGACCACAUGUUCGCCCUGGACCCCACUGUCCCACCGCUGCCCUUCGACGAGCAGGUGUACGCGAGCUCCAGGCCCCUGCGGGUUGGCUACUAUGAGAACGAUGGUAAUCUCAUGCCUUCCCCCAGCAUGAGCAGAGCCCUCAGGGAGACCAAGGUGCUGCUGGAGGAAGCCGGCCACACCUUAGUUCCUUUCCUGCCUCCCCGUCUGGAUUCUGUCCUGAUGGAACUGGGGUUGAAGGGGCUUCUGGCGGACGGAGGCACCACGCUGCUCGACAACCUGAAAGGCGGCUGCAUCGACCCCACUCUCAGCCCGCAGACCACAGUUUACCGAAUGCCCCGGCUGCUGAAGAGAAUCCUGGCUGUCCUGCUCAAGCCCCUGUACCCUCGUAUGGCCGCUUCAUUCCUUGCGCUUAAUGGAUGCAGAUCUAUCCCAGAGCUCUGGAAGCAGCACAAAGCUGUGCAGGACUACCACCAGGAGUUCAUCGCCGAGUGGAGGAAACGCGAUCUGGACGUGCUCCUGUGUCCCGUCCUGGGUCCUGCGUACAACUUGGGAUACUGCGGAAAGCUGACCAGCGCUCUGAGCUACACUGCCUUCUACAAUCUCCUCAAUGCCCCUGCCGGGGUGGUGCCUGUGUCUGUGGUGAGCGAGGAAGACGAGGAAGAGCUCAAAGACUACAAGGGUAACUUCGGCGACCCCUGGGACAAGCUCUUCAAACAGGCCGUGACUGGCGGGCAGGGGCUCCCUGUCGGCGUGCAGUGUGUGGCCCUCCCUUGGCAAGACGAGCUGUGCCUGCGCUUCAUGAAAGAGGUGGAGACGCUUGUGAGGAACAAACAGGGGAAGUAGCUCCAUCAUGCUGUUACACGUUGGCCUUUUGCGAGCUCGUGAGUUAAAAGGCUACCGGUACAGAGUGUGUGAUGAAAUCUUCUGGAACGACUAUAAUCUGGUUGUUUUUGUAGUACGAUUACAGUUUCCAUUUAGACACAAAUAAAGUGGAAGGGUGUGAUUCUUUCUAGGGCAAACCCUGUGGCAUGGGUUGGGUUUAGGAUGUAUCGCUGAAUUAGGGAAAACUUUUAAGCUGAUGCAGCACUGUAAUGAAGCAAAAAAUAAAUGCAAACUAGAGAGUUUUUUUUUUUGUGCGUAAGGGAUUAUAAAUAAAUGUUUUUUUAGUUUGAUAUUUUUUAUUUUUUUAUUACCAAAAUGCCUGCAAAUCUGCCUCCUUACUUUUCCCCUGAAUUUGGAAGGAACUUUUCAACAGUGACAACUGUUUUUAAUAUUGGCUGGAGGAGACCUGUGCAGAAUGAAUGAAUGAAAAUAAUCUGCCGUUCAAGUGGCCCUGAUAUUUUAGAGAUGUACAGUAGUUCACUCGCAUUUUAGUUCAAUGGGAAUUUAAGAAUAAACCAUUUUACUGGCACUUUAACCUUUUACAUUUAAUCUGCUGAUAUGUUUGUUUGUUUUUAUUUUCCUAACCUGCUCUGUACUUUUUGGGUUAUGGAUAUAAUCAGUGGGGAAAAAGCCGAUACAUGCAUGAGCUGUUUUAUCCAAAAACCAGUCAUGUUUUUUGUUCAUUAUGGUUAAUUUGACAGUUUGUGCCUUGCUGCAGUCUGUGGUUUUAGCACUGUAGUUUAGAUUUGCCAGCAAAGUCCUAAUCUGACCGAUCCGUUCGGCCGCAGUCCUGGCCUGUUCACCUGCGCAGCCCCACAGACUGCUCUGGGAAGGAGCCUGUUCUUCUGGCUGCUGGGCUUUGUGGGUGACCUGUGGGUGACCUG
Messenger RNA from Lepisosteus oculatus (spotted gar), 2907 nucleotides. It is a transcript of the gene faah, whose product is annotated as fatty acid amide hydrolase. NCBI's taxonomy places the organism in Eukaryota, Metazoa, Chordata, Actinopteri, Semionotiformes, Lepisosteidae. Gene Ontology annotation, molecular function: fatty acid amide hydrolase activity; amidase activity. Gene Ontology annotation, biological process: fatty acid catabolic process. The record is from RefSeq and is a predicted model, not a curated record.